Messenger RNA from Durio zibethinus, 1804 nucleotides. RefSeq names its product protein REVERSION-TO-ETHYLENE SENSITIVITY1-like. The record is from RefSeq and is a predicted model, not a curated record. Gene Ontology annotation, cellular component: Golgi apparatus; endoplasmic reticulum. Lineage: Eukaryota; Viridiplantae; Streptophyta; Magnoliopsida; Malvales; Malvaceae. Gene Ontology annotation, biological process: response to ethylene; regulation of ethylene-activated signaling pathway.
UAAUAAACUAUUAAAAGUAAGGGGUGGUGAGGAUCCCAUCUAGACGUGAAAAUCUGGAAUGGUUCAUGCACCUUGCCUGUCCUUUUCCUGUCUUUUCUUGUCUUUCCAAUUCCGAAACAAUAAAAAUAUUUCACUAAUAAAUUUUGUUUUAUCCUGAUUAAUUCCCAAAUUGGUUUUUUGUCAGAAUAUAUAAAAUCACUAAUUGAGCAACACUAACACAAACCAAAACCGAGAACAAUAGCCAAAGCAAUAAUCUUUCCUCUUCUUCUUUAUCAUGUCCUUUCUUUGAAGAUCUUUGCUUUGUUUCAUUUGUCACACUACUUUUUGUUUCCAAGCAGUUCACCCCACCCAUCCCACAGCCUACUUUUCGUGCAGAAUGAGAUUAUAAUCUUUGUGACUGGAUAAUUGCUUACAAAUUGAGAACAAGUCCAUUAUGUCUGAGGGUGUUGUUUGAACAAGUCCACCUAGAAUUGCACUUUGCCAUAUGUCCCGUGUAAGACCUCCUGUAAUGGAUAUAAAAACAGCUUGUGAUGUUGAAUCUGUAUCUAGAAUUCAGCAUGACCUGUGGCCUCUAGAUGAAAUUGAUUCAAAGAAAGCAAAGUUUCCUUGCUGUCUAGUUUGGACUCCACUCCCUGUUGUCUCAUGGUUGGCACCUUUCAUUGGACGUGUUGGCAUUUGCAGGGAGGAUGGAGCAAUUUUGGACUUUUCAGUAUCAAAUUUUGUGAACGUUGAGGAUUUUGCUUUUGGUGCUGCAGCUCGAUAUGUUCAACUUGAUAGAAAAAAGUGUUGCUUUCCUCCAAACCUUGCGGGGCACACUUGCAAGCUUGGUUAUCAGCAUUCGGAGUAUGGGACUGCAGUUACAUGGGAUGAUGCCCUGCAGUCGAGUAUGCAUCACUUCGAGCACAAGAGCUACAACCUCUUCACAUGCAACUCUCACUCAUUUGUUGCCAAUUGUCUCAACAGACUCUGCUAUGGUGGAUUAAUGGAUUGGAACAUGCUAACUGUGGCAGCUCUGAUACUUUUUAAUGGGCAUUGGGUUGAUAGCAUGUCCAUAAUAAGAUCAUUCUUCCCUUUCACAGUGGUGGUCUGCCUGGGGUUAUUUCUGGUUGGCUGGCCAUUCUUGGUUGGACUGUUCUCAUUCUCUCUUCUCCUUAUGGGGUGGUUUCUGUUGGGUACUUACUGUGUCAAAACCUUAUUGGAAAGCUAGAGCGUUUCUUCAUUAAAGUUGAUUUUUUUGUUAGUUAUUAGAAUAAUGUACACUUCAUUUUCUGGUUUAUGCAAGUAGUUUUCCCUAAAGCUCCAAUCAAAGCACAAAUGAACAACAAUAACAUCGCAUUUGCACCCCAGCUCUCCAGCCAGGAGGCUAAGAGUCUGGGAUUCCAUGAAAACAUAAACCCAUUUACUUGUAAGUUUACAUUAAAGUUGAGAUUAAAACUGCAAUGUGAUCAUUAACAUUAUCGACUGCUGUCAGCAGUGAGAAAGUGUAAGAUCAUGCCAGCUUAAGUUGAGAUAAGAUCAAGAGCAACAUCAUCAAAGAAAAAAGGAUUUCAGGCGUAUAGGACGCGCAAUAAGCUUUAUCACUUGGCUUAUUUUGUGCUUAUAUUGAAAAGAUGGUUUUUAAGUAAUGCAAAUGGAGACAAAUAAAGUUCCUCUUAUGCACCAUACUUGGGCUCCUUCCAAAGCUUAAAUGCCAUCUCAUGCAGCAAUCUGUCAGCUGGUAUGGUGAGACUUCUGGAAAGCUGCAACGAAAAAAUACUUGAUAGUUGAUAUAAUAAGCACAAAAAACUGAAGCAACUAUUAAAUC